AUGUUUCCAGACGGCUAUCCUUUGCAGAGAUCCGGCCCCAGCAGCCUGGGUAUUGAGGCGUAUCAUACCCGGGCUGCUCAGGACUUUCCAAAGAUUCACGUCCAGUUCAAGUGGGGAACAAAGGAGCUGCGUUGGGAUAUAUUUGAUGAUACAUUUGAGGAGAGUCAAUGGAAGUACCCGCCGGUAGUAGGCCAGGAUGGGUACAUUGGCUCCGCCACAUAUUCGACAUACUCCGUUGGUGCGAGCACUUUUGAUCCAGCGACGAUGGACAGAGACAAGGUGCUGCCCUUCCCCAUCCGGGGAAUUGAGCGCACCACAUCAUGGAGUGAGUUGACUGAUCGCUUCUGGUGGCUUGGAAAGUUGGCAAACGGCAGCUACAUUGGUGCAGGAAACUACACCAUGCGCUUCGCAACUCUUACCCCCUUUAGUGAACCUUCGGAGUCGGGUAGCUGGGAUAUCUGGAAGACACCCGAAAUCACCAUUUUGCCUUAUGCACAUGAGAGGGAUUUGUCUUUCUAG
Messenger RNA from Colletotrichum chrysophilum, 519 nucleotides. RefSeq lists its product as uncharacterized. Bases 1 to 519 code for a protein of 172 amino acids. The record is from RefSeq and is a predicted model, not a curated record. Lineage: Eukaryota; Fungi; Ascomycota; Sordariomycetes; Glomerellales; Glomerellaceae. The transcript is spliced from 4 exons.